This is a messenger RNA of Meyerozyma guilliermondii ATCC 6260, 1620 nucleotides long. RefSeq lists its product as uncharacterized. The record is from RefSeq and is a predicted model, not a curated record. The coding region runs from base 1 to 1620 and encodes 539 amino acids. Gene Ontology annotation, biological process: regulation of translational fidelity. Lineage: Eukaryota; Fungi; Ascomycota; Pichiomycetes; Serinales; Debaryomycetaceae. The transcript has a single exon.
AUGGAAGGUUUCAAUUGGUUAAACGUUCCCCCGCCGUCAGGAUCGACUUCUCCGGCUCCACCGGUGUCAUUCGGGUCAAAUCCUCUGCUCCAGCAACCUCUGCCAAGAGUUCAAUCACUUUCAACUGCUCUGGAAGACCAUCUUCCGUAUACAAGGAAGAGCAAUGAAUACGACGAUUCCAUGGGAGAUCAAAGCAUUCCACUUUCACUCAAAGCCCAGGAUCUCACCUUGCAAGAGUCGAAGACAUACAUGAGAUGGUAUAGUGAUAUACUUGCUCGAACAAAUACUCGAACAAUCAGUAUGAACGACGUGUACAAUUUUCUUGGCAACUUCAAGAUCAGUGCCGAGAUAAAGAACCAUAUCAACCGCAUAUUCAAUAAAAUACUAUACUCCAUCAAUAUCGGGGAGUUUUUUGCAUUGCUUAGGGUCAUUGCCCAUACAUUGAAUGGAGCCGAACCAUCAAGAAAGCUCAUUACCCUUCCAGCUUCUGUCCCUACUCCGCCUUCCAUUUUGUCUAAGAAACGCCAGAAUGACGAAGAGGAAGACACUGGAGUAUCUGCACCAUCAUCUCAGGAUCAAGACAAACCGCUUGACUUGGACAGUUUUACUCAAUUUAUUCUUACUGGUGAGCGACCAGAUGCACGAAAAGCGCCGUCGAAGAAACGAAAGUCGGUCAAGUUUUCUGACCAGAUAGUUACCGAUGUUCAUGACUCUGCCCAGAUGACUCCUGGUCACUCACCCCUGCCUCAGCCGCUUGACUACUCGCUCCCAAUGAACCAAUUGUUGAACAAUCUCAGCUCCAAAAAGACAGACGAUGAAGAGGCUCAGAUAUUGAGAGAUAUGGAACCCCAGAUAAACCACUUCCAAAACCUCAAUUCUGUGGACACAGCAUCCAUAGAUGGGGUGCCGUCCACCAUCCAUCCGCAUCGCCAUUCCGAGAACUUACUUAGACCCAAUAUGACGGGACCAGCGCAAAUGGCCCAUAUGCUCAGUCCAUCACCAUCAAGACAAACCCCACAGCUUUUGCAACCAAAUAUGACAGGACCAGCUCAAAUGGCAAGGCUUUAUGGUCUUAAUGGCAACCAAGAAGAACAACCUGCCCAUCCCCAGGUGACCAAUCCCGAGCAAAUGGCACAGCUAUUCUCGCCAGACCCUACUGAAAAGGUAGAUCCAACUCCUCGUGUUUCAUUGCAGUCGUUUACUGAUCAGAUGACUGGAAAUACUAUAGACAAUACUCUUCGCAAUGCUCAAUUGGGUUCAUCAGCAGAACGUGCACUCCCACCGCCUCCUGUUCCAGCUAGACGAAAUCGAUCAUUGUCCUCGCCAAUUCCAAAUUGGAAUACUGGUGAAGAUCAGAUAUCACCAUUGAAAAACAGGUCACAGAAUGGAAGACAAUUACCACCGCCUCCUCCUCCAUCUCGUCGAAGAGCAUCUCCUUCAGUUUCUUCACCUCAACCUCCAGCUUUGCCGCCCAAAGUAUCUAUCAAUGGAGACCAGCCGGAUCCCGUGCUGUUUUAUAAGCAUGAAACAGAGAGUAACAGUACUUCAGAUAUUCUCCAUGAUCUUCGUGCAUUACAAGAGGAAGUUGAUAAAAUUAGAGAUAUGACAGGAGGGUUCUGA